GAAACAUCAGAGAAAAAAGUUUAGUGUGAUUCAAAAUGGCAGCAUAAUUGUGUGAAAUAUUGUUUAGUGUAAACGAGUUAAAAAUGGCUAAUAUCGUUGAAGAUAUAUCUACUGUACAAAUCGAGGGUGAAAUAAUCAAAAAGCGAAUCUUCGGUGGCGAUAAAGUGUGUACAAAUAUAAAACAUCAAAAUCAAGGACAUUGUAGGGUGAAGAAACUUCCUCGUCGUUGUUUGUGCUCCAGAAACAAUUAUAAAGCCGUUAAGCAGUCGUUUUGCAGAGUCUGAAGCUACGGAAACGACAGACAUGUGGAAUAUACCAAAGUCAAUCGCGCCCAUUCUGGCGCCAUUCAAGACGCAGAAGAGAGAACUGGCAUCUUUCAGCAUACCCCAUGCAGCCAUACAUUCGGACAAAGUAUUCAAAAACCCGAAUUUCGUCAACAACCAUCCGAACGUGCAUUGCUCCUACUCAUCCACGAACCCAAUCUGCAGAGCCGUACACAAUUUUUGUCAAGAUUCUGACACAACAGAUUCUGUCAUCGAAAACCCUUGUACGGGAAAUCACACAAAUUUCAGUCGCAAACCAACGGAGGAUCUCGAAGUAGAAACCGCCCAUCGUUCCCCCAUCACCAGAUCCUCGUUUAACACCAGCAGAAAACGCAGCAAAAAGUCCAGGAAAAACCGCAGGAAGAAAUCCCUCAAACAGAAUUCGAAGCGAAUAAACGAAAUGAUGGACGUCGAUUCGGAGAUGGACACUUCGAUGAACCGUUGCGACAAUCUCACCUGCCCCGCGUCCCCCAAAUCCCUACAACUCUCCGAUUUCCUCGUGGAGUUCACCGAGAUACCUGCGAGGCCCAUCAGACCUGAGCAGGAGCUUUACACGUUCAUCUCCAUUUCGCCCCCGAGCAAUGGCAGGUUGUUCAACAGGGAACGGGAACUGUCCGUAUGCGAAUCGGAGGAUAGUUUCAUAGUGUUCGAUAGCGGAACGGACGAGGAACUGAAAUUUUCUGAGUCCGAAAACGAGACCGAUUCCGAUACCGAAGAUAGCUCAGACGAUUCCGACGUCGAUGACGAUUUCGAUUCUUCGAAUUCCGUCGUUCCAUGCAAAAGGGUGCGAUUUGCCGAUAAAGAGGAUCUGUGUGAAAUCCAUCCGAUGGUACAAUGGUCGUUUGCAUAUCGAAGCGCCAGAAAGGGGCCUUGGGAGGAAUACGCCAGGGAUAGGGAGAGAUUCAACAAGAGAAUUAGCCGAACAGAACAAAUACUCGGGCCUGUUUUCAAUCGACAGCACAGAGAAAAUGUGUACAAAGAGAGAUUCGAUAGAGAAUCAGUAGAGAAGUAAGGACGAUUCAGAUGGGUUUUGAUUUAUGGCAAAUAUUUCGUGUAGAGAAUUCUUUUUUUAUUUUUUUAGACUUUGAUUUUUUUACCUUUACUCAUACCUGCGAAAUAGUAUUUAAACGAACGCCGUUAGAUGGAAUUCUUUGGAAAUAUUUGCGAUAUCGCAAAAUACCGCUGCUCACUGGCUGUGAUGUAAUAUAAAAUUAGAUUGAGUAAAUCAUUUCGGUUGGCUUUGAAAUAAUUUCCAUUAAAACGCAUUGGAUUCAACUGUGAUAUUUAUUACUUUUAUGAGUUAGAUCUGAAUUUAUAAUCGUACCUUUUUGCCUUAUCAAGAAUUGCGGAAUAUUUCGGACGUUAAGCGAUUUUCACGUGGAAAACGAAUCGAUAAGGUGAAUUUACUUCAAGUCAGAAUUAUUUCGGAGUCGGUCGGAAUCGUAUCGUAUACAUAAUAGGAAAAAGUAGGUAAUGGAUAAAUAUUUAAGUACACAUUUAGAUAUGGAAACAUUUUGUUCACGAAUUGUCCUCUGAUUUCGAAACAAUAGGAAAGUUUUUUUGUGGGUAAAUAACCAUUUAAUUACGUCACUUUUGAGAUAACGUAAUAGUAACAUUAUUAAACUGUCUAUAUUUUAUCAACUAAUUGAUUAAAAUUAAAAAAAAAAAUGUAGUUAAUAAGCUAUUUUUAUAUGCAUGAUGAAGAGACGAAAUCGGUGUUGAUUGAAACAAUAUUAGUAUAAAAAAAGGACAAUUCUCGAGAAAUCCUCUCUCCAUAUUCUACAAAUGUUCUUGCCGAAAAAUGCAAAUGUUUUUUUAUAUUAUGGAAAUAUUUUAGGUGGAUGGUGUUAAUAUAAUUUAGGGUGUUUUAUUAUAUACAAGGCGCGUCAAAAUUGCGAGCAAAUGUUCAUAAUAAAAAUAAGUAAAUCGUGUUCUUUUAUAUCGGUUUAUUUUUACAAGUAAUUCUAGUACGAUGGUGUUUUACUUUUUCUUAUUUAUAUUUGCUCGUUCUAUUUUUUUAAAGAAUUGAUAAAAUUCUGAUGCAUAUAAUGUACUGUUUGGUAUUAGCGUGUAUUAAAACAGUAUUUUCCUGAAAAUUAACUCCUUUAACAUAUAUUACUGCUAUCAAAAUAAUAAUAAUACAUGUAUUAAUAAUUUGCAUAUUUUAUUUCAAAGUUACCUUUACUUAUAUUUGUGCCUUAUUUUUGUAUUUUGGGUCAGUUCAAAAAAAAAUUAUCAACAAAUAAAAUAUGCAGAAUUUCUGAAGUAAAUUUUUGUGUAAUUUCAAAAUAAUUUGUGAGAGCAAAGCAAAGCAAUAAUAAAUAUAUUUAAUUGUUACUUCUGCUUCACUCUGUUCACAAAAAAAAACCGUUAACCAAAUACGAGUACCUUAGUUUCUGUUCCAAAGCGUUAUUUUUUCUUGUAUAUUGGUGCUAUUAUAUUCAUGUUUAAUAUAUUAAAAACCUGUACUUUUGAUUAAGACAAAAUAAGGAUAAAAUAAAAGUUUUUCGAAU
Molecule: messenger RNA, 2836 nt
Organism: Phyllotreta striolata
Lineage: Eukaryota; Metazoa; Arthropoda; Insecta; Coleoptera; Chrysomelidae
Source: the annotation of a GenBank genome assembly